GGCGGCAUUAAAUAGAGCGGUUCAAGAGCGCCAUUUUGGUGCAUCACAGUUUUUAACGUUUGGCGGGUGCACUUUUCAUGAUUACUUAGUGAUGACAGCUGAAGUCUACCCAAUAAGCAAUUAUAUGAAACAGAGCUGCUUCAAACUGGUCUCUCAAAGAAAUCGUUAAUUGCUUUAAAAGCCCCACAAAUACCUGACAAGAUCAUUGAGUCUUUAUUCAGAAGAAUCAAUUUACUAGAGAAAUUUCCUCAAAAGCUAUCCAUUCAAGAUGCAAUUCAAAUUCGAGAGGACACCCUUCAGGAUACUCCUAGCGAUCCAAUGCUUUAUCCAUUUGUAAUGCUUCAAAAAAUAAUGUCAUUUGAUAGUAAAUGCAGGUUUGGGUUGCGUAGUGAAUUGGGAUCAGAUCUUGGGGACGAUUCAUAUUCUGAUUCUGAAGAUUAUUCUGUAGAAAAAGCCUCUGUUCACCCAAUGGACGGCUUGCUUGCUCUCAUACACUGCUCUGAUAACUUUCUUCGUCAAGAGCUCUUCAGUAGGCUGGCCACUUGUCAAAUCGCUGUACCUCUUCUCCUCCCUCACCCUUGUACCAAAGAUACCACAUUGCUGAUGUGGGCUCUAAAGUCUAUAGUCAAAGAAUUCAAGUUUCCUGAUGGAAAAAUAUUUAGCGGUCGAAUUAUUGAUCAACCAAUACAAUUUGUUUCAUUUUUAAGGUGUGGAUGGCAUGCCAUGUCAAAAUCUGAAACCCUGAAUGGUGUCAUGAAUAGAGUAGAUCAAGACAACAAAAAUAUGCCAUUUUUUGGUUAUAACUCUCCUGGUGGUGGUACACAACGUAAGCUCCUAGUCAAUGGUCUUGUUGAAAUUAGCUGGUAUGUGCCUGGUGACGGACUUUACCCCAAGCCUAUUGCCUUUACCAAUUUAAGAGGAGAUGCUUGUGACCCUAUGCUUCAGAAACAAGUUAAUUUCCUGUGCAGUGUAUCUACUGUGCAUGUUUUGUUACUUUCACAUGAUGUUUUAGAAGGAGAUACUACGAAAGAUUCUGUUGUAACACUACUACAAAGGUUAUCACAAGCUCCUGGCGGACUAAUUAUACUCCAAACAGAAACCCAUAUACGUUUUAAAGGGAAAAUCUUUGGAGAACAAUCAAAAAUUACUAUUGUUAAGAAUGAGAGAAAUUUAUUAGCAAAGCUAAGAAGCAAACUCGACGUUAAGUAUGAACAUGUUACCCUAACAUCCAUUGCUCGUAAGUUUGAUAUUGCUAUUGAUGAAGAUAAUAUUAACUGUGUCAAAGGAAGGCGACUGAUGGAAGAGCUUUAUGCAGUAAUAGAGAAACAUCGAAGAAGUAAUCGUAUUACUAGUCUUAAAAGUUUACUCCCUCUCCAGAGUAAAGAACUUUGGCAAAGAUGGGCAGAACUAAACAAGGAACAGUACCGACAGAAAAGAAAAUAUCACUAUGAAAGAGGAAAACAUGUAAAGCAAGAACAUGAACAGCACCAAAGGGAUUUGACUUCAGAAGAGUAUGGUGCAGAGCAAAGGGGGAAAAUGGAAAAGAUUCGUCAACAGCAAUACCCACUUGCCACACAAGGGAAUGAAUUGAUGUCCUCAUUCCUGAAAACUCUGAGGACAGAAGGAGGUUUUGUGCUUCGUUAUUACUUGAUAUGGUUGAAAUUCAAGCUAGACGACCUAUCAAGGGAUAUACUGCCUCCAUUUUAUAUAAAAAUCCGUGAAAAAAGAAAGCAAUUGAGAGAUAUUCAACAGAAGCAUGAUGCUCAUGCUGAGAGUAUAUGUCAGGAGCAACUUAAAAAACUUGACUGUCAAUUGAUCAAUGCUUCAUUUGGCAUAGAACACCUUUUCAGAGAAGUUGGUCAGAUAUACGAGUCUGCCAUGGCAAAUUGCCGCAACGUCAGUAAUCUCCCUGAAAUAGCAGCUCAGUUGUUGUGUGAUGGCCAUCCACUUGAACUAUUAGAUGGAGAUGCAUCACAUAUUCCACAAAAAUGGAUAAUGGCAGUUUUUAAUUGUCUGGCCAAUAUUCUAAAAAGAAUGCAUGGUUUUGAUCCACACAUUUACGUAUUAGCAGUCCUUGGUAUUCAGAGCACUGGAAAGUCAACAUUGCUGAACACAGUGUUUGGAGUUCAGUUCAGCGUCAGUGCUGGAAGGUGCACUCGUGGGGCAUUCAUGCAGCUAAUUCCAGUUCAUCCCUCUCUGCAUGAAACGACAGGAGUUCAAUACUUUCUUCUGAUUGAUACUGAAGGUCUGAGAGCUCCUGAACUCGACAGACUGGAGGGUCGUGAACAUGACAAUGAGCUCGCUACUUUUGUGAUUGGAAUGGCAAACCUCACACUUAUUAAUGUAGCAGGAGAGGUAUCAGGAGACAUGGAUGAUGUUCUGCACACUGUGGUACAUGCCUUUUUGAGAAUGAAUCAGGUACAAUUAAGGCCAAGUUGCCAUAUUAUUCACCAACACGUUGUAGCAGUUGGAGCACAUGAAAAAAUGAUGCAGGGACGUCAAACGAAGGACAACUUGGAUAAAAUGACAAAAGCUGCUGCCAAAGAAACGGGUGUUGAGACUCAAUACACCCAUUUUACAGAUGUCAUAAAAUUUGACCAUGAAAAAGAUCUGUCAUUUUUCCCUGACCUUUGGAAUGGAAUGCCUCCUAUGGCACGUGUUAAUUCUAGCUAUAGCAAAGAAGCUCAGCAUUUGAAAGUUGGUGUAAUAACUAACUGCAAAACCGUUACAAAAUAUUCUGUUCCUAACAUAAGAGCACAUUUGGAAGCGCUAUGGAAAGCUAUUCUUCAAGAGGAUUUUGUGUUCACAUUUCAAAAUACAUUCGAAUUCAAGACUCUUGAGAAGAAAUACGGUGAUUGGUCAUGGGGUUUCAAAAGUGAAAUGAGUGAAUGGGAAAGAGAGGCACAGACGAAACUCAUUGCCUGUGACACACAAGAGAGACUAGAUGAUGUUAACGCGCAGCUUAUGGAUGAGUUGCAAAGGUUUGUAGGAAAAAAGCAAGUGGAAUAUGAGGAAAAAAUGCUUAAAUAUUUUAAGGAGAGUAAUAAUGAAAUAAUGUUGAAAUGGAAGCCAGAUAUGCAACUGAGGCUACAAUAUUUACGUGAAAAACUAGAACGUCAUGCGGAAGAGCACUGCUCGCAAGUGUAUCAGGCCCAGAGAGAUCGUGCUGAGGCAGAUAAGAAGAAGGGUAAACUGAGUACAAUCAUUUUUUGUUAUAUUAAAGAGUUAAUAGAAGGUCUUGGUGAUCCUUGUGAAGAUGAUGAUGAUGAUGAAAGACUGAAGGGCAUAUUUGAUAGCAAGUGGGAUGAAUGGAUACCCCAGCUUACUUCUACAAUGAAGCCAUUAAAACGACCAAAUAUUGCAGGAGAAGUUGAGUCUUGCAUAACUGACUUCUUCAAAGCUAAAAUGAGGCCUCAGUUUGAAAGGAUGUUCAUAAACAUGUAUAAAAGAGUUUGGAAGGAGAAAAUAUUUGCAGAUACACUCUGUGACAAAUUAAUGGAGCCAGUCAAAGAAUUUGUUUUGGAGAGCCUUCCAGCCCUUGUGGUUAAUGGAAUGAGAGGAGAAUACCCAUGGCUUAGUGACAAGCAAAGUUUUAUUGCAAGUAUUCUUCUUCAGAUUGGGCAACGACUUGAGCAGGGAUCAGAAGAUGGAUUCGAGUUAUGCAUGUCUUUUUUAACUAAUGUCAGAUCAAGCCUUGAAUGGUGGGCUAAAUAUUAUUCAGAGCAGUUCUGUCACUCGGGUUCACCUUCACGACUCUCUGUGAUUGCAGUACGUGAAACGGAUAAUAUCAUUGGCUUUCUAGUUAAUCAGGCGGAGAACAUUGCUUCUACUCAACAACACUAUUCAACAAGCGAAUGGAUUAAACAGUUUUGUUCACUUUCAAGGAAAAGAAAUAUUAACAUUUCUCAGCUAGAGCGCCAAAUGUAUAUCACAAUCCCCCAGUUUUCUGAUUUAGAAUUUUUCACAAGAGAAUUUGUUAAGGGGCUGAAAGAAUUGCAAGGUCAGUUAAAACAAGAGUUUUCUAACAUUAGAUACUCCGAUAUAUUAAAACGACAAAAGCCACAUAAAGACAUUUUUGAAGCACUAGCUGGGUGCACUGCUCAAUGCCCAUUUUGUCAAGCACAAUGUGAGCUCACGACUGACAAACACUCAACAAAUAUCAAGCAUACAACACAGCAUCGCCCUCAAUGCCUCAGUAAGUAUCGGUGGAAUGAUGAUAACACUAUGAUCUUAGAUGUCUGCACCUACUCUGUUUCCCCAGAUUCGAAUACUAAAUUCAGAAAUGAAAAGACAGGAGGGAAUUGCCAUCUAUACAAAAGAUAUACUGAACUCUAUCCUGAGUGGGCUAUUACUGCAGAUAAAUCCCUUGAAGCAUCAAUGUUUUGGAAGUGGUUUAUUGGGAAAUACUCCAGGCAAAUCGAGAAAUUCUUUAAACGUUCACAAACAAACAUCCAUAAGGAAUGGGAGAGACUGGAUUGGAGAGAAGUCAAAGAAUGGCUUAAAAGAGAGUACAAUGUGUAGCAAGUUAUUAUUAUAAUGCAACACUAGACAGUGUAGAAUGUAGGAUUUAGUUGCACCUGUAAACUCUCAACUCACUAUUGUAACAGUGUAUUAGGAAAUGAAUCUGAUUGGU
This is a messenger RNA of Geodia barretti, 4633 nucleotides long. The record is from the annotation of a GenBank genome assembly. NCBI's taxonomy places the organism in Eukaryota, Metazoa, Porifera, Demospongiae, Tetractinellida, Geodiidae.